This is a messenger RNA of Theobroma umbraticum, 1936 nucleotides long. It is a transcript of the gene CKX7, whose product is annotated as cytokinin oxidase 7. Gene Ontology annotation, biological process: cytokinin metabolic process. The record is from RefSeq and is a predicted model, not a curated record. Lineage: Eukaryota; Viridiplantae; Streptophyta; Magnoliopsida; Malvales; Malvaceae. Gene Ontology annotation, molecular function: cytokinin dehydrogenase activity; FAD binding.
CCCAAAUUCAGCACUAUUUAAGGACCCUCAUCCCCCCUUAACCUCCAAACUAUUUCCAAGAUAGGCUUAGAUUUGUAGACUAUAGUGCUCUAAAUUAAACAACUACCCUCCCUUUCGUUUUACCAAAAGGAAAAAAAAAAAAAGAGACGAGAGUGAGGAGAAACAGACAGAAACUGAAACAGGAAAAAAAUCUAAACGGUUACCGGCGAAAUUCCCAUUUCCAACGAAGAUGAUAGCUUGCUUGGAACGAUUCGUACACGAAAACGACGCCGAGUCGAAACCCGAUGACGACGUUUCCAGCAUACGUAAAUCCCUCGACCUACAAGGCAGCAUCGAGAGCGGUGGUAAAACCGGCAUAGCCGUUAAAGACUUCGGCGGUCUUUAUUCGGUUAGGCCGCUGGCUCUAAUUAAACCGUCUGGAGCCGAAGAUAUAGCCCGAGUCGUUAAGGCCGCGUCGCUGACUACCCAUCUGACGGUUGCGGCUAGGGGUAACGGCCACUCUAUCAACGGUCAGGCGAUGGCCGAAGGGGGACUCGUGAUAGACAUGCGUUCCACGGAGGAAAACCAUUUCAAGUUCUUGACAGUAAAUGGCUCGCCUUAUAUCGAUGUCUCCGGCGGGGCAUUAUGGGAAGACGUCUUGACACGGUGCGUUUCGAGGUUCGGUUUGGCUCCAAGGUCGUGGACCGACUACUUGAGCCUAACGGUGGGUGGGACUCUAUCUAACGCAGGCGUUAGUGGACAAGCCUUCCGUUAUGGUCCCCAGACGUCGAACGUGACGGAAUUGGAAGUUGUAACUGGGAAAGGAGAAAUAUCGGUUUGCUCCGAAACCCAAAACCCCGAACUCUUUUUUGGAGUCCUUGGUGGGCUUGGUCAGUUCGGUAUUAUUACCAGAGCUAGGAUUAAGUUACAGCCUGCUCCGGACAUGGUAAGAUGGAUAAGGGUGGUGUAUUCUGAGUUUGAGGAUUUUACUCGGGAUGCUGAGUUUCUGGUGACUCAGAAAGAAGGCGAGUCGUUUGAUUACGUCGAAGGAUUCGUAUUCGCCAACAAUGAUGACCCGGUCAAUGGCUGGCCAUCUGUGCCAUUGGACCCGGACCACGAGUUCGACCCGGCUCACAUCCCUCAAGCCGCUGGCUCCGUCCUCUAUUGCCUCGAAGUGGCUUUCCAUUACCGCAACGGUGACCACCCUUCAAUUGUAGACACGGCCGAAAGAAGACUUCUUGGACGGCUAGGAUUCGUGAGGGGGUUGAAGUUUCAGCUGGACGUCAGCUACGUGGAGUUCUUAUUGCGUGUGAAACGAGCGGAGGAACACGCGAAAGCCAACGGCAUUUGGGACAGCCCUCACCCUUGGCUGAACCUGUUCGUGUCCAAAUCGGACAUCGUUGAGUUUGAUCGGACGGUAUUUAAAAGGAUGUUGAAAGAUGGAAUCGGUGGGCCCAUGCUGAUCUACCCUCUUUUGCGAAGCAAGUGGGAUAAUCGAACGUCCGGUGCGCUACCGGGAGGCGAAAUCUUCUACAUCGUGGCGUUGCUCCGGUUCGUUCCCAAGGGCCCCGCGGUUGAAACUUUGGUUGCACAAAACCACGAGAUUGUUCAGUGGUGCAUCAAAAAGGGCUUGGGUUUCAAGCUAUACCUCCCUCACUACAAGUCAAAAGAGGAUUGGAAACGACAUUUUGGGAAUCAAUGGACAAGAUUUGUGGAGAGGAAGGCCAGUUUUGAUCCCAUGGCCAUCCUUGCACCUGGACAGAAAAUUUUUAAAAGGAUCCAUCACAAUCUUAAUUAGUAGCAAUUUGUAAUUUUUUGUUUGGUAUAUCAAAUUUGUCAUCUUUAAUGUUUCCCCAUUAAUUGGUGGGUCACUUCCGUUUCCUGUUGGUUGACAAUCCAUGUUGGAUUAUAUCACUGUAAAGCCAAAAUAUAUAUAUAUAUAUAUAUAUAUAUAUCU